Molecule: messenger RNA, 3524 nt
Organism: Mesitornis unicolor (brown roatelo)
Lineage: Eukaryota; Metazoa; Chordata; Aves; Mesitornithiformes; Mesitornithidae
Gene: FANCA
Product: Fanconi anemia, complementation group A
Exons: 34
Biological process (GO): regulation of regulatory T cell differentiation; interstrand cross-link repair
Cellular component (GO): Fanconi anaemia nuclear complex
Source: RefSeq, a predicted model, not a curated record
GGGUGCUCGAUGCUGUUGGUAAAGAGAAGCAGGAAGAUACUUCCACGUUGCAAGCGAUGAGGUUCUGGCUGAAUGUGUUCAACGUGCCCGUUUAUGGCAGCACGGUUCAUCCGGAUUCCUUGCAGCAGUUUUUCAGACACACCCUGACCGAGGUUCUCACCUACAACCCGCUGUGGAAAGUGUCUGAUGCUGUCCACAUGCAGAAAGAGUGGAGCUUUACGAGAACAUGUUUGCUGCUCACCACCUUGUAUCGCAAACUGUUGGUGGCAUUGAAUGCAAAGGAGUUGGUCUGCCAGCUGCAGCAGGUCCUGGAGACACAUGAAGUGAACUGGCAGCACGUUCUGUCCUGCGUCUCCACGCUGGUGAUCUGUCAGCCUGAGGCAGAGCAGCUGUUCAAAGAUCUCCUGAGCCAUCUCCUGAUAAAGGCCUUUGAGAAUUAUGAUAUGGAAAACAUGAUCACUGCGUUCCUGAUAGCUCGUCAGGCUGCUCUGGAGGGCCCCGCUGUCUUCAUGCCGUAUGCUGAAUGGUUUAAGGCAUCCUUUGGGAGCACUGGUGGUCACCACGGGAGCAGUAAGAAAGCUCUGGUCUUCCUCUUCGAGUUCCUGUCAGAGCUGGUGCCCUUUGAAGCGGCGCAGUACUUGAAGGUCCAUAUAAUGUACCCGCCUUUUGUGCCCACAAAACAUCGGUCUAUUCUCUUGGAGUACAUCACUCUGGCUAAAACCAGACUGGCCGACCUCAAGGUUGCCAUAGAAGAUAUGGGGCUCUACGAAGACUUGUCUUCCACAGACGACUCUGUGCAGCCCCAGGGCCAGGCGCUCCGGGACGUUGAAAAGGCCCUUCAGAUAUUUGAAAACACAAGGAAGAUCCCAACAUCUGUGAUAGAAGCCAGUAUUUUCAGGCGACCUUAUUACACUUCCUGGUUCCUUCCAGCUUUGCUCAGGCCACGUGUGCUCCCUAAAACCCCGGAUGUGCGCAUGGCUUUUAUAGAUUCCUUAAAGAGAGCUGAUAAAAUACCUCCCAACUUGUACUCCACAUAUGUGCAAGGCUGUCGUGCUAUGAAAGAGAAAACGUUGCAAGAUGAAUCCAAAGUAGACACCGGCCAUUCCAAAGAGCCUGUUGAGCAGCUGAAGGCUGCACUGGCUGAGCUGAGGGUGCUGAUUGUGGACCAGGCUAAAUACGAAGAUGUGCCAGCACAGAUUGCAGUGAUUUCAGACAGACUCGCGAGCAUCUUGGGUCACAGCAGUGAGGAUGAAGCUGCAGCUUUGAGUGCUCCAAUCCAUGUUGACAUUUCUGCCCCCAGGCUGGAGCUCGGCCAUCAGAGUGUUGUUGAUCUUCUGCUGACAUCAUUCUGCCAAAACCUAAUAGCUGCUUCCUCUUUCAACCCUCCUGACAGGCAGGGGCCAUGUCUCUCCUUGUUUGUGAAGAUGAUGUGUGGACACAGGAAUCUCUUACCUGCGCUCCUGGGCAGGCUCUGCCAGCUUAUUUAUCAUCAAGGUCCUUCCCUGAACGAUGCUCAUAUUUUAGGAUUGGCAGCUUUUGUGAUCCACUUAAGCGAAUCCAGAGCUUUAAUUCCUGAAGUGGAAGCCAAUUUUGGGACUUCUCGGCCUGUUCCUGAAAAGGUCCUUUCCAUUUCCGAGUACUGGGACCGCUUGCUAGCGUGCAGGACAGAGGAGUCCUUCACCUUCUGCGUGAGGUUUUGCACUGCGGCAGCAUCUUAUCUCAUGUGCAAGUUUUCAUCCUAUUCUAAUGAAGAUCUGUGUGCCUUGCUUCCUCCCAGCCUUCUUAAAAAGCUGCAGUACAUUGUGCCACGGCUGUGCUUGGAAGCUCGGGGAGCUCUGUGUGAGGAGGGCAAAGCUCACCUGGUCUGGAGUUCCCUGUCCUGCCCUUCUCUGAACUACAAAAGAGCCAGCCUCUGUCUAUGGAAACAAGCGCGCUUUCAAGAGCUGCUGAAGGAAAAAGCAUUCCAGUUGUCUUUCAGGGAGUGGCUGCUGCUGGAGCUGGCAGUGUACCCUGAGAAGGAUAUUCUCCCUGCUUCAGAGAGGCAGGAUUUCCACUAUUGGGCUAUCUAUCAGUGGUAUCUUCCAGCUCCUGCUGCUUCUGGUGGCUGUGACGGAGACCUGGAGAAGGCGUGUGCCAUUACCAUCACCACCAUUCUGGAUUUCUCACAAAGGUUGGACCUGGGUAGCUGUGGCCAGUCAAAGAUGUCAGUCAACCCUGAUAUCCUCUGCAAGCUGCAGGAGAUGGUGCUGGAGCUGAGGUGUAGGAGAAAGUUGCCUUCCAGCUGCUUGGAUGCCCAGAGCCAUUUCCUGUUUGAGAUUCUCCAGAAAAGACUGAAAGACAGAAAAGAAGUCUCUGCUUUGGGUGAGCAGUUGUGGAGGCAGCAGGAGCUACUGCUGCACAGAAGAAUUCUGGUUGGGCUCCCUGCAUCUGCUCUGAUCAUGUUGUGUCGAAAAGGAAGGAGAAUAAUCUUGGACUGUGAAGACUUCUUUUGCUUUGUAAACUCAGAGCUGAAGAAUGUCUGUUCCCGAGGGUACGCCCUGUCCUACGACCUCACCGCUCACUUUUUCAGGGGCCUGCUCAAUGCCAGCUUGGACUGUGAAGAAGCAGCGGAAGGGGUCAACGCCGUUCUAACAGCGUGUCAAACCAAGUGUCCCAUUCUGCUUCUCUCUGCAGCGCUCUGGUGGCCGAGGUUGGAGCCGGUACUUUACUCGCAGUGGAAGAGGCUCUUUGGGUCCCCACUUCCAGAAGAACUGGAAAGGCUGCGGGAAUGGCAGCGCACAGCCACCAGCUUCCUUUCUUCAGGAGUGGUUUUCCCUCUCUCUGGCCCUCCUUGGCUUUCGGCUGCCUUCCUCCACUGCACCGUUCAGCAGCAGUCACCACGUGGAGGAGAGAGGAUUGUGCUGCAGAGGCUGGGGACUGACACAGAGCAGCUUCUUGUUUCGCUGCUGUUCUUCUCGCUCAUGGAUCUCGUCUCGGCAAAAAUAGCACCAAAGGAAGGAGUGGAUUUCCGGACGUCUCUGCAGUGGUCCCUGGAGAUCUUGCAGUGCCUGGAAGAGAGGGGUGCGUCCUGGCCACUUCUCUUCCAUUCGGGAGAGAAAGGUGAGUGAAAAUACCACAUCCUGCGCAGCGCAGCCUCGGACCGGCACACCCGGCUCUUGCCCAUUGCGUUCUACAGCCUCACCCCUCGUUUCCACCAAGAGCUGCUCACCAGGGAGCACUCCUUCCUCUGCGUGGCGCUCGAUUUGUACAUCCAGCUGCUCCGGCUCUUUGUGGAGGGGAAGGAUCUGCCGCAGUUGGGGCAAAGCCCAGAACACCCAGAGCACGGGGAUCCCUUGGAGUUGAUCUCCACGGCGCGGCGGUUCCUGCUUGGAGCGAUCCCGCGCUGCCCUGCCCAAAGCUUUGGAAACAUAGACCCGCUCCUGCCCCCAUGUGAGGAACUCGACCCGGAGCUGGGAGCGACCCUGCGGCACCGCUCGAGGCCGGCGGUGGCCAUGGAGCUGGAUGAAGAGCUGGUCCUGUUCUGA